AUGACAGAUGCCCGUCACCAGCAUGAGUGGGUCCGCCUGCAAUCCGUGUCUAGUAUCAUGAUCUCGCUGUCGGAGUUGCCAUACGCGCAUACGCAACCGCAUACGCCUACGCAUACGCCUGACUCGGCCUCGCUGACAACACGCGGCGGGUCUGCCUUCAGCCCAGCCAAGGUUUCAGCAUCUUUCCAACAGAACUGCUUAUGGCAAAAGGAUGGAACUGCCGCCGCCGACAACAAGAGUCAGGCCGGCCGUGCCCUGCAGGUGAAGCAAUCCUCGCGGGCGCCGAGCCCGUCCACACCGGACGAGGAAUGGGGCCCUCUGCCCAACAAGAAGUCGAUCCCGACAAUGUCCUGCAAAGUCAUCCCAACUCUCCAACACCAACAACUCUAA
Diaporthe amygdali is the source of this 390-nucleotide messenger RNA. RefSeq lists its product as uncharacterized. The coding region runs from base 1 to 390 and encodes 129 amino acids. NCBI's taxonomy places the organism in Eukaryota, Fungi, Ascomycota, Sordariomycetes, Diaporthales, Diaporthaceae. The transcript is spliced from 3 exons. The record is from RefSeq and is a predicted model, not a curated record.